AUGAUUGAAAUAAUUGCAUACGUAAUUGUUGUUGUUCUUGUGGUGAUGUGGUGUUACUUCAAAUGGCAUAACAGGCACUUUGAAAAAUUGGCUGCUAGAAUGCCGGGACCUCCAGCGUACCCGAUUAUAGGAACAGCAUAUCAAUUUAUUGGAUCAUCAGAACAGAUCAUGAGCAAAAUAAUUGAUUUGGCGAAAGAAUAUAAUCAAUUGCCAUUUAGACUAUGGUUAGGACCAUAUUUUGCAGUUGCCGUUGGUAACCCAGAAGACCUACAAAUUAUUUUUAAUAAUUCAAAGGCUCUUCAAAAAGACCGAAUGUACGAUUUUUUCAAGAAUGCUGUGGGUGAAGGUUUGUUUACUGCACCGGUUGACAAAUGGCGCAGACAUCGUCGCAUGAUCACUCCCGCUUUUAAUGCCAAGCUUUUGGAACAGUUUUUCCCUGUGUUUAACGAAAAAAACAAAAUUCUUAUCAGGAAUGUUACGAAGGAAUUAAAUAAAACCCAAAAGUUCGAUCUCUGGCACUAUAUUGCACCAGCUGCCCUAGAUACUAUUUGUCAAACCACUAUGGGUUACAAUCUUGACACUCAAUCAAACAAUAAAGAAUGUGAAUUCGGAGAAGCAAUUAUAAAAGUAUCCGAGUUAGACGCUAUGCGAAUUUACAAGCCAUGGUUAUACCCAGAAAUCGUGUUUUCAAUGUAUUUAAAACUCACAGGACAGCAAAGGAUCCUCGAAACAAUGAUACAAUUUCCAUUACAAGUUAUCAAGGAAAAGAAAGCUGAAUUUGACCAAAGAACAAAAGCAAUUCAUGAUAAAGUAGACAUAACCAACAAUGAAGAUGAAAAAUAUUCAAAACUAUUUUUGGACUUAUUGUUUGAACUGAACAAUAAUGGUGGAAACUUCUCAGAUUCCGAUAUUAGGGAUGAGGUUGUAACGAUGAUGACUGGGGGUAGUGAAACCAGUGCUAUCACAAUCUGUUUUUGUCUUUUGAUGUUAGCUAUAGAUCAAGAUAUACAAGAAAAAGUAUACGAUGAAAUUUACGAUAUAUUUGGGGAAAGUGACCAUAUAAUAACUAUAGAAGACACUACUAGACUAGUGUAUUUAGAACAAGUGUUAAAAGAAACCCUUCGAUUAUACCCUGUCGGACCAGUGUUACUCAGAGAAAUUCGAGAAGAUCUUAAAAUAUUCUCAAACGAUUACGUACUGCCCAAAGGAACAACGUGUGUUAUAAGCCCAAUAGCCACACAUCAUAGUCCUGAAUUGUACCCAAAUCCUUGGUCUUUUAAUCCUGAAAACUUCAGUCCAGAAAAUGUAGCUAAACGCCAUCGGUAUAGCUUUAUUGCUUUUAGUGGCGGUCCAAGGGGUUGCAUAGGAUCCAAAUAUGCCAUGUUGUCGAUGAAAGUCACUGUGUCAACAUUUCUACGACACUUUAGCGUGCAUACAGACAUCAAAUUGACAGACAUUAAAUUAAAGAUAGAUUUGUUGAUGAGAAGUGUUCACGGUUAUCCUGUUACAAUUCGACCACGAGACAAAAGACCAACAUAUUAUAUGCGAAAUCAAAAUAAGCAAGGAUAA
This is a messenger RNA of Macrosiphum euphorbiae (potato aphid), 1569 nucleotides long. Lineage: Eukaryota; Metazoa; Arthropoda; Insecta; Hemiptera; Aphididae. The record is from the annotation of a GenBank genome assembly.